Molecule: messenger RNA, 1191 nt
Organism: Arachis stenosperma
Lineage: Eukaryota; Viridiplantae; Streptophyta; Magnoliopsida; Fabales; Fabaceae
Exons: 8
Coding region: 310-1053 (247 amino acids)
Source: RefSeq, a predicted model, not a curated record
AAUUGUGCAAAAGCAUAAAAUAAGGAGGCGUCAUCUAGUCUCGAUCUGUUCAACGUUGAAACUUCAAAGUCGUCUCUCAUCUCCCCCUUCCUUCGAUUGGAACCCCACUCCCUUUCUCACUGCAAUUGUUCAAUUGGCCGUUUUGUCCAUUACUAUUUAGUAAUCGCUACCCAUAUAUUCCACACCCGCAUUGGACACUGCUUCCAAGAUUAUCCCGAUCUACCGUUAUUCUUCUUCUCUUCUUAGGGUUUUGAAUUUUGAUCCUCCGAUUUGAGCUGAGUUGAACAAGAAAGCAGAAGCAUUGGAAGAAUGGGUUCUCAACAGAAACUUGAGAAGAUGCAGCUCCGCCAGAAUUACCGCAAUUUCUGGCACACCGAUCUCAUGUCCACCAUUCAGGCCGAUGCCCCUUAUUGCUGCUUCGCUCUCUGGUGUGCUCCAUGCGUAUCAUAUCUGCUCCGCAAAAGAGCUCUUUACAAUGAUAUGUCAAGAUACACAUGUUGUGCUGGUUACAUGCCCUGCAGUGGUCGGUGUGGAGAAAGCCGAUGCCCUGAAUUCUGCCUUUGUACAGAGGUUUUCCUCUGCUUUGGCAACUCGGUGGCCUCUACUCGAUUUUUGUUGCAAGAUGAAUUUAAUAUUCAAACUACACAAUGUGAUAAUUGCAUUAUUGGCUUCAUGUUUUGCCUUCAGCAAAUUGCAUGCAUAUUUUCUAUUGUUGCCUUAAUCGUGGGAAGUGAUGAAAUUAAUGAGGCUUCUCAGUUGCUAUCUUGUUUAGCUGAAUAUGUGUACUGCACGGUGUGUGCUUGCAUGCAGACUCAACACAAGAUUGAAAUGGAUAAGCGCGAUGGCAAGUUUGGACCCCAACCCGCGAUGGCUGUUCCCCCGGCUCAGCAGAUGUCACGCAUUGAGCAGCAAGUCCCUCCUUCUGUUGGUUAUGCACCACAACAACCCUAUGGUUAUCCACAACCUGGCUACCCUGCAACAACCUAUCCUCCACCUCCACAAGCAUAUCCUCCUGCUCCACAAGCAUAUCCUCCUCCUGGUUAUCCUAGGUGAUACGCGUACACAGUUAUGGACAUUAUAUAGAAGCUACUGUUAUUAUUAUGUUGAUUCUACCCUACAAAUUUUUCAUUAAACUUCUGAUUUGAGACAAUGGUACUGUGAAUUUUCGAUAAUUUGGCGUCAUUUUUUUUA